Penicillium argentinense is the source of this 1086-nucleotide messenger RNA. Its product is annotated as HNH endonuclease signature motif containing protein. The transcript is spliced from 2 exons. The record is from RefSeq and is a predicted model, not a curated record. Lineage: Eukaryota; Fungi; Ascomycota; Eurotiomycetes; Eurotiales; Aspergillaceae. The coding region runs from base 1 to 1086 and encodes 361 amino acids.
AUGGUAGAGCUGGAUCAAAGGCUGAACAGCUAUGUGCCACUUGAACCCUCAGGCGGUAAACCCUCGGACGACACAAAAGGCUUCCUCCGCCUCCUCUGGACAAUGCUCCCACCUGGUGGGAAAGAGAAUUUAGCGAAGGAUAUUUUGAAGGGUAAAGAUGGUGAGCCGCGGCCAGAUGAUGAGGCGCUGCGGCAACUUGUCCAAAGCAUCAGAUCGGGAUUGUUAAUUCCGAUGAAAGCGCAAGGGGGUAAAACGCCAACGGAAGUCACCCCAUCUCCACGUUCCGGCGUUGAAGAUUCAGUUGAAGAUAUCAAGGGAAAGAGCAUCGAGCCCAUCAGCAGGAAUCCUCACUCAAAAUUGCGGAAAAACUGCCUUGAGCGUGAUGGAUACAAAUGCAUGGCGACCCAUCAGUACAGCAUCGAUCACCCGCACCCUAAAUCUGCAAGAACGACGUACCUCGAAGCGGCACAUAUAAUCCCCUAUACACUGGGAAUUUUUCAGCCUCUUGACGGGAAGGAUGUGGACCGACAUGCAAAAAUCUGGAUCAACCUUAGACGUUACUUCCCCGUUCUCAGAGCAAUGUCUGAGGACCUCAAGCUGAUCAACUGCGAGGAGAAUAUGCUGAUGCUCGACUCACAGCUACAUAAAGGAUUCGGACAGUUCAAGCUAAUCUUUGAAGCAACUGGAGUCCCCAACCAAUACCGGAUUAAAACAUUCACGGGUAUGCCGACAGGACCCAUCCAGAACUUGCCAAAAAAACGACUUGUGCUAUUCAGAGUACACCAGGGACAUUGGAAGCUUCCAGACCCUCAAUUCCUCCAAGUCCAUGCAUGCAUCGGUACUUUUCUGCAUAUGAGCGGACAAGGCGAGUCAAUGGAUAAAGUCAUCAACCACUUCAGAGAGUGUGGUGGGCUCGCCCCAAGUGGAAGCACGAACAUCGAAGAAACCCUUGCAGUUAGCAGUCUCUCGCUCUUACCUGCUAACGUCGAGGAAUCGCCCGAAUCCCCAAAGCCAAAAAUGAAGCAACGUCCAGCGCAAGAACAGUCACAGGCGAAAUCUCUUGACUAUGAGAAUAAGAGACUCUAA